Molecule: messenger RNA, 1011 nt
Organism: Meyerozyma guilliermondii ATCC 6260
Lineage: Eukaryota; Fungi; Ascomycota; Pichiomycetes; Serinales; Debaryomycetaceae
Gene: ARP2
Product: actin-related protein 2
Exons: 1
Coding region: 1-1011 (336 amino acids)
Biological process (GO): Arp2/3 complex-mediated actin nucleation
Cellular component (GO): Arp2/3 protein complex; actin cortical patch
Molecular function (GO): actin filament binding
Source: RefSeq, a predicted model, not a curated record
AUGUGUGGCAGUGAAGCCAGCGACGUCAGAUCAUUGUUACAGAUUAGUUAUCCCAUGGAAAACGGUAUCAUCAAGAAUUGGGAGGAUAUGGAGCAUUUAUGGGACUAUGCGUUCUACGAGAGAAUGAAAAUUUCCACUGAAGGACAAAAAAUUUUGUUGACAGAACCUCCCAUGAACCCAUUGAAGAAUAGAGAAACUAUGUGUGAUGUUAUGUUUGAGAAAUACCAGUUCGGAGGUGUCUAUGUUGCUAUUCAGGCAGUGUUGGCGUUGUACGCUCAAGGAUUGAGUUCUGGUGUCGUGGUUGACUCCGGAGAUGGUGUUACUCAUAUCGUGCCAGUGUACGAAUCAGUGGUUUUAAACCAUUUGACAAAGAGAUUAGAUGUUGCCGGAAGAGAUGUAACUCGUAACUUGAUCAACUUGUUGUUACGCCGAGGCUAUGCAUUCAACAGAACCGCCGACUUUGAAACCGUGAGACAAAUAAAGGAAAAGUUGUGCUACGUUUCCUACGAUUUGAAUUUGGAUACAAAAUUAGCUCAAGAAACUACCACCUUGGUAGAGUCCUACGAAUUACCCGAUGGAAGAGUCAUCAAAGUGGGCUCGGAAAGAUUCGAAGCACCAGAGUGUUUGUUCCAACCUCAUUUGGUCGACGUAGAACUGCCUGGUGUUGGUGAAACCCUUUUCAACACAAUUCAAGCCGCAGACCUCGACGUCAGAGCAUCUCUUUUCAAGGCUAUCGUCUUGUCGGGAGGCUCCUCCAUGUACCCAGGAUUACCCUCAAGGUUGGAGAAGGAAUUAAAACAAUUAUGGUUGACCAGAGUGUUGAAUAACGACGCUUCGCGGUUGGAUAAAUUCAAAGUAAGAAUUGAGGAUCCCCCAAGAAGAAGACAUAUGGUGUUCAUCGGUGGUGCCGUGUUGGCAAAUAUCAUGGCCGACAAGGAUCACAUGUGGAUUUCAAAACAAGAAUGGGAAGAACAAGGUCCAAGAGUAUUGGAAAAAUUGGGCCCUCGCUAA